CGUGUAAGUUCCCAGAACACACAAUCCGAAUGAGCCAAACCGUUCGCUGAAAAGCUGGGCACAGCAGCGAGAAAGAAAUGGAAAAGAAAUGCGUUGAAGAGAAGAGAACCGAAUAAAAAACUGAAGAAAAGAAAUGAGCUGAUUGACUGACUGGUGCUGCUUGGUGAUGUAACUCUAUAAAAGAAAGGAUUCCAAAAAUUUAUAGUAAAAAAUGAAGCUGACCUUUCUAUUGCUGUUUAUGACCACAACUCUGAUUGCUGUUCAAUUAACGACCGCAUCACCCGUACAAGUUGUUCAAGCAUUCAAUGAUGGUUCUAAAGCCAACGAAGUAGCACGACAACAAACAGUUAGUGCAGCCGCCCCUGCUCCUGCCGCCGUUGAAGAGGACGACGAUGAUGAUGACGACGACGAUGAUGAUUUGGAUAUUUUAGACGAUGACGAUGAUGACGACGAUGAUGAAGAAGGUGACGAUGAUGAUGACGAUGACUACCUCGAACGUUUCUUCGACGAUAUUCUAGGCGAAGACGAUGAUGAUGAUGAAGAAGAUGAAAUUAGUCCAUCGACUGGUUUGCAGCAACCAGCUGCUAGUGUUCAACAACCAGUACAAGCCGCCACGAAUAUUGCCGAAGAAUCACCGGUCGCAGCUGAUUAUCCAGUGGAUGACACUUAUAACGAAGAAGAAAACAAUGUCGGUGUUGAGGUAGAAAGUAUUCAAAAUGGUGUCGAUUUAACAGCCGAUUCAAACUUGAAAGACCAAGCCGAAGUGCAAACGGCAGCCGCCUCUGUUGCCCAACCAGCCGUUCAACAGGUAUCGAAUGCUUCAUCCGAUGACGACGAUGACGAUGACGAUGAUGACGACGAUGAUGUAACCGAUUUCGAAGAAGUGCUGGAUGAUGACGACGAUGACGAUGACGACGAUGAUGAUGACGACGAAGAAGAGGAUCUUCUUGGCGAAGAUGCACUUGAAGCUCGUGGACGGAAAGCACGCGCCGUUACAUCCGUCAAUUCAACUGAAGAAACAGAAAAAUCGGUCACACCAGCCCUCCUGAAUGUAGCCGAUACAUUAAAUGGAAUCACACCAACACCACAAAUUGCACCAAAAAAUGAUAAUGAUGAUUCCGCACCAAUUUUGGCAACCACCACACCAAACAACGUACCCGACGCACUUGUCUACAAAUACAAUCGCUACUGUGAUCGGAUUUAUGAACGAAUUGGUGCCAUUCUUAAGCAAUCAUACGAUCCAGUCAAUGUACGGUUAUCAACAUCGAUCACAACCAAACAGGGUGUCAAAAAGAAUGGACAAAAGAAAAAGAAGAAGAGCGUUCAUGAGCUGGGCCGCAGCCAAGAUGGAAGUAUCAAUGAGUCUGAAGCAAAAGCACGAACCGAUUGUGUUGAAUCGAAUCAAUCGAAAGAAUGUUCCGUCGCUGCAAAAACCCAACAAAAAAAAAGUGUUCAACAACACGGUGCUUCCGCUGCGGGAACAACGGCAUCGGCUGGUGGUCAUAAAUUGAGACAAAAUCAACAUCAUCAUCACAAUAAAAAUACGGUUGUGCGUCGCAAAGCAAAUGUUACCAAACAAAAGACACCGGCCAAAACCGAUGCAACCAAACCCCAGCAACAAGUUAUCAAUCGGGCACGUGGCACAUUGCACGGUCUUUCAACAAUAAAACGUCAUGGAAAUGUUCGCGUCACUCCAAUGAGCGACUAUAUGUCCGUGCGCUCGAAUUUCGUACUCGGUCCAUUGGUUUUGAGAGUGGAAAAAUCAUUUGGACGCGGUGCUAAACGAGAAACAAAACGUGCCACUGCAACCACAACACAAAUGAUUGGACGCAUCAAUUUACGUGUCUCCGGCAACAAUGUCACACUUCAUUCAAUCAAAGUUCAACAACCAAAACAGGUGAAGGUAGACAGUGCCGAUAAUCAUGAUCGUACCCGUAAAUUUGUAUGGCAAAAGAGUUCACAUAUUGCCCAGGUUGUGUCACAAAAAUUGGCUUCAGUUGCCCAGGCAUUCCUUCAGCAAUCGACCGAAGCAGCUUAGAUCGGGACAGCAACUCCCAUUGCUGUCUCUAUUGCGCAAGAGGCAAAUUACACACAAAAACCAAUAGACACGUAGUUUAUUCAAUAAUUAUUAAACUUAAUGAAGAGCCUGAGUAUCCUUAAGAUAAGAUUAAAAUGAACGAAAAUGAAAAACGAUAUUCGACGAUGACAACAACACUUAGUUACUUAGAUAUCAGUAUUCAACUGAAUGCUGAAAUUUCAAUUUUUCCGGAAUGAAUCGUAAUUGCAACACGUUUUCGAUCAAUUGAUUGGUUCGAUUCGGGUGAAUGCGGAUAAUUUUGCAUUUCGUUUACGAUAUUAUUCAUUGCAUUUAAGGUGUAUUAGACUCAAUUCAUCAAAACAUAGACACGCUUCGCUUCUUUUUUUUCGUUCAUUUAAUUAAAACUUAUUUAUUUGCGUAUUUAUUUAUUUAUUUAUU
Molecule: messenger RNA, 2476 nt
Organism: Contarinia nasturtii (swede midge)
Lineage: Eukaryota; Metazoa; Arthropoda; Insecta; Diptera; Cecidomyiidae
Product: chromatin-remodeling ATPase INO80-like
Exons: 10
Coding region: 212-2038 (608 amino acids)
Source: RefSeq, a predicted model, not a curated record